Molecule: messenger RNA, 2025 nt
Organism: Mastomys coucha (southern multimammate mouse)
Lineage: Eukaryota; Metazoa; Chordata; Mammalia; Rodentia; Muridae
Gene: Slc25a34
Product: solute carrier family 25 member 34
Exons: 5
Coding region: 138-1094 (318 amino acids)
Source: RefSeq, a predicted model, not a curated record
UUCCAAGACAACCAGGGGCCUCCAAGCAGUGGCAGGAUCUCUGCCCUCUAGACAUAGCGCUGGCACCCUUUGAUCCCCAGCUCUAUGGCCAUGCAAGGGUGCAGACUGCCUAGACACGACCACCUACAGCCUGUGCCAUGAAGCUGACCAGGGCACAGGUGGCUCCUGCUGUCGAUGCGAGGGAGAUGGUGUCCCCGGCUGUGGAUCUGGUGCUGGGUGCCUCAGCCUGCUGCCUGGCCUGUGUAUUCACCAAUCCCCUGGAAGUGGUAAAGACCCGUCUACAACUGCAAGGGGAACUGCAGGCCCCAGGCACCUACCCACGGCCCUACCGGGGCUUUGUGUCUUCUGUUGCAGCUGUUGCCCGGGCUGAUGGGCUGUGGGGCCUGCAGAAGGGGCUGGCUGCUGGCCUUCUCUACCAGGGCCUCAUGAAUGGUGUCCGUUUCUACUGCUAUAGCCUGGCAUGCCAGGCUGGCCUCACCCAGCAACCAGGUGGCACUGUGGUGGCAGGUGCCGUGGCUGGGGCGUUGGGAGCCUUUGUGGGGAGUCCUGCUUACCUGGUGAAGACGCAGCUGCAGGCCCAGACGGUGGCUGCCGUGGCGGUGGGCCAUCAGCACCAGCAUCAGGGUGUCCUGAGUGCCCUGGAGACCAUCUGGCGCCAACAAGGCAUGCUGGGGCUAUGGCGGGGUGUGGGUGGGGCUGUGCCCCGAGUCACAGUGGGUUCAGCUGCCCAGCUGGCCACCUUUACCUCUGCCAAGGCAUGGGUACAGGAUCGACAGUGGGUGUUGGAGGACAGCUGGCUGGUGACCCUGGCUGGAGGCAUGAUCAGCAGUAUAGCCGUGGUUGCAGUGAUGACCCCUCUCGACGUCGUCAGCACUCGGCUGUACAAUCAGCCGGUGGACAGAGCUGGCAGGGGCCAGCUGUACAGGGGCCUCGUUGAUUGCCUGGUGAAGAUCUGUCAACAGGAGGGACCCCUGGCACUCUACAAGGGCCUAGGCCCUGCCUACCUGCGUUUGGGUCCCCACACCAUCCUUAGCAUGUUCUUCUGGGAUGAACUUCGGAAACUGGCCACAAGGGCCCAGCACCAGGGCACCUAGACUCAUCCCUCAUCCCACCGCCAAGCCUGGCAUUGGGUGGAUGUGAUGGCCUGCUUCAGUAAGACUGGCUACCCAGAGCAACCUUCAGUCAGGCCUUGCCACAAGUCAGGGGGAAGGGGCAAGGAAUGGUGGACAACUGGGAUCCACUGAGCCCCAGGACUGGUGUGCCCCGAGUUGCCACCCCUUGCAUCCUUUCUCUCCCCUGGGUUACCAUGCCUUAGCUCAUGGCCACAGUAGUGCCUGCGUGUAAAGAUUCCCAUUAGGAGAGCCACGGAGCUGCACUGGCUCCUUAGUCCCCCACCCACUGUGUGGCCACACAAGCCUCUCUCAGCAUAAGGAAAUUGAGACUGAGGGGAGCCAUCUCUCUGGCUGGAGCUACAUACAUUUGCCGUGAUGGAGCCAGGACUGGAGUUUAACUCUGCCUUCCUCCAGACAAUGCUCUCAGCAAGGAUGCUGCUACAUCAGUACUAUUGGACUUCGUGUCUCUCAGAGGCCACUGCAUGUGAGGAGACCCAUGAUUGUGCCACAAGGGAGUCCUUGGUGUCCCUAGAGUCUAGUUGGCCAAGGCCAGUUAUCAAACCAAGUUCUGAAGCCUCUAUGGCUUAACAAAACAAACAAAAAAAACCUGUUUUCCUACCUUCUAAAGCUGGAGGCUCAAGAAGGUAUUGGCAGUGUUAGCGUCUCUCUUUGCUUUUAUUUCAGUUUUCUGUGGUGCUGUGGUAGAGCCAGGGCCUAGGCUUGUUAGUCAUGUGAUCUGCCAGUGGUCUACACCCCCAGCCCAAGGCUGACUUCUCCUUGACUUUAAAGUGAGCCGCUUCCUUGAGUCUUCUCUGAAUCGGAGACAAGUCAGCUUUCCUCAGGCUGGGGACAUACAUCAGUCAGCAGACUGUCCACCACUGCUCACGGGGGACAUAGGUCAGUCAGCAGACUG